Xenia sp. Carnegie-2017 is the source of this 1905-nucleotide messenger RNA. RefSeq names its product riboflavin transporter 2-like. Gene Ontology annotation, molecular function: riboflavin transmembrane transporter activity. NCBI's taxonomy places the organism in Eukaryota, Metazoa, Cnidaria, Anthozoa, Malacalcyonacea, Xeniidae. Gene Ontology annotation, cellular component: plasma membrane. The record is from RefSeq and is a predicted model, not a curated record. The transcript is spliced from 3 exons. Gene Ontology annotation, biological process: riboflavin transport. Bases 140 to 1483 code for a protein of 447 amino acids.
AAAAUUUUUUUACUGCAACUAGUGUAUUAUAUAAUAUCUUAUACAAUAUUUCCUUUGUUUUCAAUUCCUUGGACGCUCAUAAAUUAUGUUUUUUUGUGUCGUAACCUCUAUUAUUUAAUACUUGAAUUUGCCAUUCGUCAUGGUUUACUUUGCUUGUUUGCGAGCAAUGGAAAGACAAAGACUAGUUGACAGCUACCAUGAAGUAAAAAAUGCUUUCCUCAACACUGGAAUUUCAUGGCGAACAUACGGUCUCAUUUCUUGCUUUGCUUUGAGCUCUUGGAUUACUGUAAACGGCAUUUGGUCUGAGCUACCAGUCAUCGUACUUUCAGCUCCUGAAAAAUGGCAAAUUGCUUCAUACACAGUUGUAAUAAUUCAACUUGGAUUUGCUGGUCCAUUACUUUUCUCGCUUGCCAACCGCUUGUGUCCGCGAAUUUUUAAUGAAAAGUUCACCAUUUACCUGCUAUUUAUUAUUGGCAUUCUUUCCUGCUUAUUUUUGGCAUUGUGGUACAAAGAAACGACGAUGAUAGACGGGAAAGCCCACAGUGUCGUGUUAAUGGUUUUGGUGUUUUUUUUGGCGUUAGUGGAUUGUACAUCGUCUGUGGUCUUCCUUACAUUUAUGUCGUUUUAUGAUCCGCGUUACAUCACAGCAUUAUACAUUGGAGAAUCCUUAUGUGGUCUUUUACCUGGUGUCGCUGCAAUUAUUCAAGGAUCACCAACCUGCAAUCAUUCCAAUCAUACAGGACAGAAUUCAACAUCUUUGCAUGAUGGCCUCUUGUUCUCAGGAUCAGUAUAUUUCAUCAUUCUACUGUUGAUGAUGCUCAUAUCGUGUGUAGCCUUCAUUUGCUUAAACACACUGUCUUUUGCUAAGAAAGAACAAUCAUCAGAGGUUAUGGUAGCAUCUGCUCUUCAGGAGGAAGACACAGAGGAUUUGAUUGAAGAGGCUCAUCUUGGUUUUUGCUGUGAUAGCUCGUGUUUAUCUUCUUCUCAAUUAUUGGUAUUUUUUUUCAUUCAAGCAAUUGUUUCUGGUUUUUCAUUUGGUAUUCUUCCAUCUUUGUCACCAUAUUCAUUUGAACCUUAUGGAGGACCCUCAUAUCAUUUAGUUUCUUCAUUGGGGCCAAUUUUGUCAUCCAUUGUUUGUUUCUUUACAAUUUGGUUCAAGAGUAAGUCACAGAAGACUCUUUUCUUGGUAUCAUUUGUUUUUAUCGCAGCUGCUACAUACCAAGUCAUUUUGGCAAGUGAAAGUCCAACACCAUUAUUAUACAAGUCUGAUGCUGGAGCUAUUCUUGCGGUGCUUUCAGGUCUUAUAACUGGUAUGUUUGGCACUUACAUUCGACUGACCAUAUCAGUUAUUAUGAGAGAGCAAAGUUAUCGAGCUUUGUAUUGGUGUGGUAUGAGCAUACAGAUUGGAUCUUUCAUUGGUGCAUUUAGUAUAUUUCCAUUUGUCAGUAUUCUACAUGAUUUUCAUGGAAAGAAAUCUUGUUGAGUCCUUAUCUAUUAUGGUACAGAAUGUCAAAGAAAAAUAAUUGGUGUAGUCAACAUAAUUAAAUUAUUUUGUAGUUGUCAUAAUUUUCGUCUUAACCUAUAUUAUAAAUAUAGUUAAACUAGAUCUUUUCUGAACUUCAUGUAAUUCCACAAACUGAAAUUUUAUAUGUGAAAGCAAGCAUCUCAGAAAUUGAUCCAGAUAUUUGUUGUUUGGCUCUGAUGGCCAUAUUUAUGAUUACUUAUAGUAAUGUUUUCAUAUGUUUGUUGACUCAUUUUUGCAAAUGUUUACUUUAGUCAGUUAAAAACUACUGUUCAUUUUCAGAUUUACACUUGUUGAAGUACAUAGUAAAAUUUAUUCUAUAAAAUAUGUAAUGGCAUUGUGAGAACGUGUAUGAAAAUAACUAAUAAAAUCAAAUUUUACAA